Messenger RNA from Penicillium concentricum, 1329 nucleotides. Its product is annotated as MFS monocarboxylate. The coding region runs from base 1 to 1329 and encodes 442 amino acids. NCBI's taxonomy places the organism in Eukaryota, Fungi, Ascomycota, Eurotiomycetes, Eurotiales, Aspergillaceae. Gene Ontology annotation, molecular function: transmembrane transporter activity. The record is from RefSeq and is a predicted model, not a curated record. Gene Ontology annotation, biological process: transmembrane transport. Gene Ontology annotation, cellular component: fungal-type vacuole membrane. The transcript is spliced from 3 exons.
AUGGCAUCAACAACUUUAACAGAGAGGUCUCUGCCUGCAGGCCAACUCGAACUGGAGGAACCACAAGAUAACGUGGAAUUCAUCAACCAACAACUCGAGCCAACGGACCAUGGACCUGCUGCUUGGAAACUACUGGGAACAGCAUUCGUCUUUGAAUCGCUGCUAUGGGGCUUCCCACUAUCAUUCGGAGUCUUCCAAAAUUAUUACUCAGAGCUCCCCCAAUUUGCCGGCAACCCAUACAUCUCCGUAGUAGGCACCGUCGCCUCAGGAAUCUCCUACCUAGGAGCCCCCUUCACCGCACCCUUCAUCAAGCGUUUCCAAAAGUACCAGCGCCAGAUGAUCUGGAUAGGAUGGCCAAUAUGCAUAAUCGCACUAAUAACCGGAUCCUUCGCUUCAACCCUCGAAACCCUCAUCCUAACCCAAGGCGUAGCCUACGGCCUCGGCUUCCUAAUUUUCUACUAUCCAAUCCUCAACAUGGUAAAUGAAUACUGGGUCGCCCGUCGCGGGAUGGCAUACGGACUCCUCUGCAGCGCAUCAGGCGUCUCCGGCGCCGUAAUGCCCUUCAUAAUGGAAAAACUAUUAAACAAAUACGGGUAUAAAACAACACUACGAAUCGUCGCGGUUGCGCUAUUCCUAUUAACCGGUCCAUUAAUACCAUUCCUAAAAGGCCGUCUACCAGUCUCACGAUAUACAGCUACAACAACGACUCGAUCAGACUGGAGGUUCCUUCGAACACCUCUGUUCUGGGUAUACUCCGGUUCAAACGUGAUGCAAGGACUUGGAUAUUUCUUUCCUUCGUUGUAUCUACCUUCAUACGCACGGUCGAUGGGGAUGAGUGGUACGAUGGGAGCGUUACUUCUUGCGUUGAUGAGUGUAUCGCAAGUGGCGGGACAGUUUACGUUUGGGGUUUUGUCUGAUAGGAAGGUUUCUGUUAAUCUGCUUAUUGCUGUUUCGACUGUUGUUUCGGCUGUGGCUUCGUUUGCGUUGUGGGGAUUUGCUCAUUCGAUCGCGCCUUUGGUGGUUUUUGCUUUGGUUUAUGGGUUCUUCGGAGCUGGGUAUGUUGCCAUGUGGGCGAGGAUGUCGACUUCUGUUAGUGCGGAUCCCAUGGCUAUGUCGAUGAUCUUUAGUUUGUUUUGUUUUGGGAAGGGGAUUGGGAAUGUCUUGACGGGUCCGCUUAGUGCGAACUUGAUUUCGAGGGUUAUUGUCUUGGAGAGUUAUGGGUUGACGAAGUAUAUGGCUGUUGUUAUUUUCACCGGGGCUUGUAUGGCGCUCAGUGGUGUUAUCGUGGGCUCAUGGUCCAUAGGGAAGAGGAUGAGGUUUCUUCUGUGA